Molecule: messenger RNA, 3288 nt
Organism: Ochotona curzoniae (black-lipped pika)
Lineage: Eukaryota; Metazoa; Chordata; Mammalia; Lagomorpha; Ochotonidae
Gene: MED24
Product: mediator complex subunit 24
Cellular component (GO): mediator complex
Molecular function (GO): transcription coregulator activity
Source: RefSeq, a predicted model, not a curated record
AAUUGGGCUCUUUGAUAUGUGCCAAAAUGGCUCUCCCUAGGAGGUAGAACUCGAUUGUCCGCUGCCCUCGUCUCCUUGCUGUGGAAGCUGGCCCUGGGCACUCCCCCCGGAGCCUCAUCGCUUUAGAGUCUCCAUUCCUCCCACUUCAGAACGGGUCACCGCGCGUCCCGCUUCCUCGGAGUGGAAUCAUGAAGGUGGUAAAUCUGAAGCAAGCCAUUUUGCAAGCUUGGAAGGAACGAUGGAGUGACUACCAGUGGGCCAUCAACAUGAAGAAAUUCUUUCCCAAAGGAGCCACCUGGGACAUUCUCAACUUGGCAGAAGCGCUGUUGGAGCAGGCCAUGAUUGGACCCUCCCCUAAUCCGCUCAUCCUGUCCUAUCUGAAGUAUGCCAUCAGCUCCCAGAUGGUGUCCUACUCCUCUGUCCUCACAGCCAUCAGCAAGUUUGAUGACUUUUCCCGGGACCUGUGUGUCCAAGCACUCCUGGACAUCUUGGACAUGUUUUGUGACCGGCUAAGCUGUCACGGCAAAGCAGAGGAGUGCGUUGGGCUGUGCCGAGCCUUGCUCAGCGCCCUCCACUGGCUGCUGCGCUGCACAGCAGCCUCUGCGGAGCGUCUGCAGGAGGGACUGGAGGGAGGAGGCCCAGGCGCCGGAGAGAAGCAGCUUGCCAUGUGCCUGCAGCGCCUGGAGAAGACCCUGAGCAGCACCAAGAACCGGGCCCUGCUGCACAUCGCCAAACUGGAGGAGGCCUCCUCCUGGACGGCCAUUGAACACUCUCUCUUGAAACUUGGGGAAGUCCUGGCCAAUCUCAGCAACCCCCAGCUCCAGAGCCAGGCUGAGCAGUGCAGCACACUCGUUAGGAGCAUCCCCACAAUGCUGUCUGUGCACUCAGAGCAGCUACACAAGACCGGCUUUCCUACAGUCCAUGCCGUGGUCCUGCUCGAGGGCACCAUGAACCUGACAGGCGAAAUACAGCCCCUGGUGGAACAGCUGAUGAUGGUGAAGCGCAUGCAGCAUAUCCCCACCCCGCUCUUUGUGCUGGAGAUCUGGAAAGCCUGUUUCGUGGGGCUCAUCGAGUCCCCUGAAGGCACGGAGGAGCUCAAAUGGACAGCUUUCACCUUCCUCAAGAUCCCACAGGUGUUGGUAAAGCUGAAGAAGUACUGUCACGGGGACAAGGACUUUACCGAAGAUGUCCACUCUGCUUUCGAGUACCUGCUGAAGCUCACUCCCCUGUUGGACAAAGCCGACCAGCGCUGCAACUGCGACUGUACAAACUUCCUGCUCACAGAGUGUAGCAAGCAGGGGCUGCUGUCCGAAGCCAGCGUCAACAGCCUUACAGCUAAGCGCACUGAAGACCGGGAACAGGCACCCCAGCUGAAGUCAGGAGAAAAUGCCAACAUCCAGCCCAAUCCUGGGCUGAUCCUGCGGGCAGAGCCCACCGUCACCAAUAUCCUCAAGACGAUGGAUGCAGACCAUUCCAAGUCCCCAGAGGGGCUGCUGGGAGUCCUGGGUCACAUGCUGUCCGGGAAGAGUCUGGACCUACUACUGGCUGCCGCCGCUGCCACCGGAAAGCUUAAAUCCUUUGCCCGGAAAUUCAUCAACUUGAACGAGUUGAAUGAGUUCACAACCCACGGCAAUGGAGAAAGCACCAAAGCGGCCUCCGUACGUGCCUUGCUCUUCGAUAUCUCCUUCCUCAUGCUGUGCCAUGUGGCCCAGACCUAUGGUUCUGAGGUGAUUCUGUCCGAGUCAAGCCCAGGGCAAGAGGUGCCCUUCUUUGAGACUUGGAUGCAGACUUGCAUGCCCGAGGAGGGCAAGAUCCUAAACCCCGAGCACCCCUGCUUCCGCCCCGACUCGACCAAAGUGGAGUCGCUGGUAGCCCUGCUCAACAACUCCUCAGAGAUGAAGCUGGUGCAGAUGAAAUGGCACGAAGCCUGCCUCAGCAUUUCGGCGGCCAUCUUGGAAAUCCUCAAUGCCUGGGAGAACGGGGUGCUGGCCUUUGAAUCCAUCCAGAAAAUCACCGAUAACAUCAAAGGCAAAGUGUGCAGCCUGGCGGUGUGCGCCGUGGCUUGGCUCGUGGCCCAUGUCCGGAUGCUGGGGCUGGACGAGCGGGAGAAAUCACUGCAGAUGAUCCGCCAGCUGGCGGGGCCACUCUACAGCGAGAACACCCUGCAGUUCUACAACGAGAGGGUAGUGAUCAUGAACUCCAUCUUGGAGCACAUGUGUGCAGAUGUGCUGCAGCAGACUGCCACGCAGAUCAAGUUCCCAUCCACGGGCGUGGACACGAUGCCUUACUGGAACCUGCUCCCCCCCAAGCGGCCCAUCAAGGAGGUGCUGACAGACAUGUUUGCCAAGGUGCUGGAGAAGGGCUGGGUGGACAGCCGCUCCAUCCACGUGUUCGACACCUUGCUGCACAUGGGGGGCGUCUACUGGUUCUGCAACAACCUGAUCAAGGAGCUCCUGAAGGAGACGCGCAAGGAGCACACGCUGCGGGCUGUGGAGCUGCUCUACUCCAUCUUCUGCCUGGACAUGCAGCAGGUGACCCUGGUCCUGCUGGGCCAUAUCCUGCCCAGCCUGCUCACCGACUCUUCCAAGUGGCACAGCCUCAUGGAUCCCCCUGGCACUGCACUGGCCAAGCUUGCUGUGUGGUGUGCACUGAGUUCCUACUCAUCCCACAAGGGCCAGGCAUCCUCUCGCCAAAAGAAGAGACACCGUGAGGACAUCGAGGACUAUAGCAGCCUGUUCCCCUUGGACGACACACAGCCGUCGAAGCUGAUGCGCCUGCUAAGCUCCAAUGAGGACGACGCCAAUAUCCUUGCAAGCCCCACGGACCGCUCCAUGAGCAGCUCCCUGUCAGCCUCCCAGCUGCACACGGUCAACAUGAGGGACCCUCUGAACCGAGUCCUGGCCAACCUUUUCCUGCUCAUCUCCUCCAUCCUGAGCGCGCGCACCGCUGGCCCCCACACCCAGUUCGUGCAGUGGUUCCUGGAGGAGUGUGUGGACUGCCUGGAGCAGGGCAGCCGAGGCAGCAUCCUGCAGUUCAUGCCCUUCACCACCGUCUCGGAGCUGGUGAAGCUGUCGGCCACAUCCAGCCCCAAGGUGGUUCUAGCCAUCACGGACCUCAGCCUGCCCCUGGGACGCCAGGUGGCUGCCAAAGCCAUUGCUGCACUCUGAGGGCUUCGAGGGGCCGCAGGGACACCUGGGAGGGCGGCGGCCCUAGGCGCCCAGGAGGGGAGAGUGAGGGAAGGCGAGACCUGGUUGCUCAUGUUCCUGACAGUUUCCAGAUCUUUCUCCC